GUACGAGACCUUGCACUGUACGAAUUGGUUGGUGGGUACCUAGUUACGUAGGAAUGAAGGAUCAGGAGAGGUAGAGGUGUAUACAGGACUUAAUAUGGCAGUAAUGAGCUGUUUGAUUAGAAUGUUUCUCAUGAGAGACGAUCAAUUGGUUGUUUUCUUGUCUCUCAUUCGACUAUUAUGUACUGCCAUCGACGUCGUCCUCGUCCUUGUCCUCGGUGUUAUUCCUCCCUUUAUUUCCGGCUAAAACCUGAACUUUAUAUCCUCCACCACACUGACGCUGCAUAUAUUAAUCCCCUACCCCGUACUAUCAGGAAUGCACAUAUAAAUAGCACCCAAGAUCGCCCGUCCCCGGCAUGGAAGAAUUCGAGAAGGAUUCGCUUGUGCUCAAUAUGGAGGACUUGGUAUGUCUUGAUUUUUAUAUACAUCGAUUUCUCCCCCCUCCCAUCCAUCCCUGGGCUCCUGGGGGGUUUAUAUUGUGAAACAUGGCCAACGGUUGGGGAGACGAGGGACUGAGGUCAUAUACGUUCAUGAAGAAAAGUCUCAUUCCGCCAAUUCAUCCACCCAUCACCAACGAGGGGAACA
Aaosphaeria arxii CBS 175.79 is the source of this 582-nucleotide messenger RNA. RefSeq lists its product as uncharacterized. The record is from RefSeq and is a predicted model, not a curated record. Lineage: Eukaryota; Fungi; Ascomycota; Dothideomycetes; Pleosporales. The coding region runs from base 178 to 513 and encodes 111 amino acids. The transcript has a single exon.